CCCAACAAUCUUACUAAAGGUUUGCGCACUAUUGCUGGGACAUCCAGACCGAAAUUGAGUUUCGACGAUUUUCUUGACAAUGACAUGAGGCUGUGCCUGUUCUUCCUCAAAAACUCUGCAACCACCACCAUCUACCGCCAUUCUUUGUUUUCCUCUCCUCCUUUCUGUUGCUUGCUGGUCCAGGAGUCGAGCUUUUGGUUGGCUUGAUUUUCCUUUUCAUUCCUAUAAUUUUCUUUAUUUUUCCCAACCAUGGCCCUUACCCAAACCGCAACUUUACCUGGCCCGGGUCCGUCUUGGGACGAGGAGGUAGUACCGGCGCUGCGAAAAAGACUGGAGAAGGAGAGCCGAACACUUGCUCGGCGCAUAUCAGCGAUUUCUAUAACCUCGUUGGAGGACGUGUCGAAAACGACGGCGGGCAGUGAAUUUGGGUACCGGGGACAAAACUCGGCUUUGAAUCCUUAUCAAAGCAAUGCGGCAACCUCACUUCCUCGACCUUUUCAACAGCAAGCACGUACGGCCUUGGACCGUGGUUCAUCGUCCUCACGCGUUACCCCCGCCAAAUCUUCCUCAACUCGUUCGAGGACAUAUUCGCAGCCCUAUUCGUCUGACUCACAGAAAGGACGGCUUAAUGGGAAGCCCAGUAGUUUGCGGUCGACGUCUCCCCGGCAUGUCGAAGCCAAACCAACUCGCAUACCCAAGCCCACUCGAAGUAGAGCUGGUAGCACCUCAAGUCAUAACUAUGCCGUCCCUGGAAACAGCAGCAGUCCCUAUGGCUCCCCGCAAUCGACCACUAUUGACCCUGACCUGUGGAUAGUGCAUGAACAACCGGCAGCUGCUUCGCGUUCGACUAUAUCCGAGACAAGUCGUCAGCAACCGGUUCUUCUCAACGAGCCACCUCCUUUCAAGCCAGAGUCACCAACCUCUCUCGACGCGUAUCAAUCUCAGGAAAGUUUCCGAGUGCUACUCGAUGACCCUCCACGACCCUCCAUGGAUUCCGAAGAGCAUCCGUUUGAACAUUGGUAUCGGGGAGAUGUGUCACGGAACGGCGGUGUUGGUGAGCUAAGGGUAGGCCGGCGCCAAGAGAUGCUGGAAAUCGCCAACUUUGGUCAUUCCCUUAGAACGAAAACGGAGGCUCCAAAUGCUUUAACAAAUGCCCUGGAGGAAGGUAGACGAAGACGAAGGAGAGCGGACAGCGUCGGCGCUACUGAACGGAGGGGGAGCUUUCACAUGGAAGAGGAUGGUGUUGCAGGCGUUACUCAGGUAAUGGAUGAGCAUCCAUUGACUGACUUGGAUGGAGAAGCUUCGGACGCUGGGAAUUCAUCAGACUAUUACACGCCAUAUUCCAAUCACAAUGGCGUAUCUGAUGCUUGGUCCACUUCCACUCCCGGACCUACUGCCACGCGUGGAUCGCGGAGCGCUACGCCUACUUCUCAUCGACCGUCUUCUCGCCAACAACCAUCUCGAAUACCUACGCCUACACAUCAGAUGUCUGAGCACUCUCGAUUGGCCACACCUACGCAGAUAGUAAGGGGAUCUAGCGAGCCGCCUUUUGCAUCGACUUCAUACACACCACCUAGCCGUACACAGACUAAAACUGCCUCUCCUACAUUGCAACAAAAACGUGGUGCCUCACCCGCUUCUCUUUCUGCUACAUCAAAGUCGAGGACGACAAUAUCCAAAGUUACACGUGCCAAGAAUGAGGCUUUAAAGAAAGAACGAGACGAGGAGGCAAAGAGGCGCAGCGUUGGUCAUUAUCCGACACCGAACGAUGAUAUGCGAGACGCCAUACCUACGUGGACGGAACCUGUACCUCGGGAAGGUAAUUGGGAUGACGUGGUUCUACCAGUAGUUGCUAGAAAGAAAGGCCUUGAUGGUCAUUAUGAGCAGGCAGACGGCAGUCCCAAGCCCAGACCAACAGAAAAGGUCAUCGCACCUGCCCCUGGAACAUUUGGAUAUGACCACUCCAAAUACCGUCCACCAUUGGACGGUAAUCCUGAUGACGUCCUUAUGGAUGAGUUCGGACGGCCCAAUAUCGACCGCCUAACUGUAGAGGAUGUGGUGUACGAUGGGGAACCGAUGCAACAACGUCCGCAACCACCUCCAAUAUCUACGAAUCAUGACCGGACACCUCUCCCGGUUCGGAUGCAGCCUCCGGCAUCGCCUGUACCAUUUUCACAUUACGCGCCAAAUACCACCGCAAAACUACAACCAGUUUCUGCCGGUGCGGCGAAGCUUGAGGUCCAGGAACCUCGUCUUGAAGAAGAGGAUGCAGGAGGAUGCUGCAAGUGCGUUGUUAUGUGAUCCUUUUCAUAUCUUAUCAUACAGCGUAUGGAUGUUCUCUCUUCAUUGUCUCUGUGUUUGUUUCGCUUGUCUCCUCGUUCUGUAUUGCUGUGAGCACUUACUCCUCAGGCGUUUAACUCGUCCUCCUUGCUAUCGAUUGCCACACAAUCAUGGCCACUGUCGUUCGAUGGCGCAUGUCAGCGCGUU
Messenger RNA from Guyanagaster necrorhizus, 2487 nucleotides. RefSeq lists its product as uncharacterized. The transcript has 5 exons. NCBI's taxonomy places the organism in Eukaryota, Fungi, Basidiomycota, Agaricomycetes, Agaricales, Physalacriaceae. The record is from RefSeq and is a predicted model, not a curated record. Bases 250 to 2301 code for a protein of 683 amino acids.